CCUAAAAUCUUGCUGAUUCCAGAAGCAGCGUGAAGCGUCAAAAAUAUCAGAACGUGAUUGGAACGUGAUCAAAUGUGGUUUCUGGUGGUUGCGUAAAUAAAGUGGUGAUUCUUUGAGUCUUACAAAUAAUAACGCUCAAACAAAACACUGUUAAUCCACUAUAUAUUCGCGAGUCUGUCGUUUGCUGUCCACGGAUACAUACAUCAGACGGAUUGCUUGGUCGGGCCAAUCGGUCCGAGUACUGCGUCAUUUAUUUUAGUCAGCAUUGAAAUUUUAAAAUAAAAUGGUCAAAAUAACAAGUGGAACUUGGAAAUGUGUCAUCCCACAUUGUAAAUCUCGAGCUAGAGCUCCUGGUCAUUAUUUUCCAAAAGAUACAGUAUUAAGGAAAAAAUGGAUAAAAGCAAUAUCUAUGUCACAUGUACCUGACGAAAAAAUUAAAAAAUGUAGAAUUUGCCAUUUACAUUUUGACGAAAAUUCAUAUGUUAUUAAUUUACAACGUAGACGUUUGAAAAUUGAUGCUAUUCCAAAUCAGAAUUUGCCAAUUAGACAUGAAACAGAUGAUUCUGAGUCUGAUGCAAGUGUAAUUCUAGAAGAAGAAGAAGAAGAAGAAGAAGAAGAAGAAGAAGAAGAAGAAAUGGACGACCCACAAUAUGAUGAAGUGACUGAAACAGUUGCAUCCCAAUCUUUUCUUGAUGCUUAUAAAUCUUAUGUAAAGACAGUUGUAGAAGAAAAAGAUAUUUUGGGAAACAAUGUAGAUAUUGAAGAACAGAUAGGACAAGAAACACAGCCAUGUAAUAAUGUAAAUAUUGAAGAAGGGACACAACAAGAAACACAGCCAGAGAUUGUAAGGACAGUUGAAGAAGAAAAAGCUAUUUUGGAAAACAAUGUAGAUAUUGAAGAAGAGACACAACAAGAAACACAGCCAGAGAUUGUAAGGACAGUUGAAGAAGAAAAAGCUAUUUUGAAAAAUGUAAAUAUUGAAGAAGGAACACAACAAGAAACGCAGCCAGAGAUUGUAAAGACAGUUGAAGAAGAAAAAGUUAUUUUGGAAAACAAUGUAGAUAUUGAAGAAGGGACACAACAAGAAACACAGCCAUGUAACAAUGUAAAUAUUGAAGAAGGGACACAACAAGAAACACAACCAGAGAUUAUGGCAUCUGCGGAACAGGUCGGCCUCAACAAAACAUGGGAAUUAUCGCUUUACGAAUUACAUCGCACUCCACAAGACGCGAUCACCGACAACACAGAGAUUGCGGUCAGUCCGCGGAGUUUGCACAGCGAGCUCAUGUGCCCCAUUUGCUUGGAUAUGCUGAAGAAGACGAUGACCACCAAGGAGUGCCUCCACCGUUUUUGUUCCGACUGUAUUAUCACGGCUUUACGGAGCGGUAACAAAGAAUGUCCUACAUGCAGGAAAAAAUUGGUUUCUAAGAGAUCUCUCAGACCGGAUCCAAACUUUGAUUUGCUAAUCUCAAAAAUCUAUCCUAGCAGAGAUGAAUAUGAGGCUCAUCAGGAACGAGUUUUGGCUAAACUGAAUAAGUCACAUUCACAAGCUGCACUUGUUAACUCUAUUACAGAAGGUAUUAAGUUACAAAGUCAGAAUCGUCCACAGCGUUCCAGAAAGAAUGCUAACGAAUCUGAAAAUGCAAGCAAUGCAACAUCUUAUAACAAUACACCAAAUAUUAGUGCACCUACAACACCAAAUCCAUCUACAAAUGUAGCAAAUCAAAGUGAUUCCUCUCAAAGUGCGACAGGACCUUUAAAUAGUGGAGGAACAACAUCUAGAAACUCUACCACACCAUCGCCAAAUCCUGCAAAUCAAAUCUCAAAACCAUCAAAACGGCAGAAAAGUCUACAAAAUUCUGAGAAUGAUUCUUCUAGUGCAGAAGCCGAGACUGGCGGUGGUGAUUCUAUGGUUGACACAGAAGGUGAAGGUCCUAGCGAACCAUUGAUGCUUAACGAAAUUGAACUUGUCUUUAAACCACAUCCUACAGAAAUGGCAGGUGAUAAUUCUUUAAUAAAAGCAUUGAAAGAAAACAGUAUUCGCUAUAUAAAAACAACAGCAAAUGCCACAGUGGACCAUUUAAGUAAAUAUCUAGCAAUGCGUUUAACAUUGGAUUUGGAUACUGAAUUAUCAGAAUCAGAUAGGCUAUUAAAUUUUUGUAUCUAUAUUGCACCUUCACCUGGGCAGCUUGUGGUAUUAAGUGGCUCACAAACGUUACGACAAGUGAACGAUAAAUUCUGGCGUGUCAAUCGACCUUUGGAAAUGUAUUACUCAUGGAAGAAGACCUAGGGAAGGCCUCAAAAAUAUUUAUCA
Messenger RNA from Acromyrmex echinatior (Panamanian leafcutter ant), 2314 nucleotides. RefSeq names its product E3 ubiquitin-protein ligase Sce (gene Sce). NCBI's taxonomy places the organism in Eukaryota, Metazoa, Arthropoda, Insecta, Hymenoptera, Formicidae. Gene Ontology annotation, cellular component: PcG protein complex; ubiquitin ligase complex. The record is from RefSeq and is a predicted model, not a curated record. Gene Ontology annotation, molecular function: ubiquitin protein ligase activity; chromatin binding.